Molecule: messenger RNA, 426 nt
Organism: Ostertagia ostertagi
Lineage: Eukaryota; Metazoa; Nematoda; Chromadorea; Rhabditida; Trichostrongylidae
Source: the annotation of a GenBank genome assembly
GAUUGCUCGAAGCACGCAAGAAGACGCCGCUAUCUUUCAACAGACAAGUUGGGAUUCAAUUCCAAUCAUGGUGAUGAAGUUCAGAUUUCAUUACUCGUAAGAAAUGAAGCCAUGCCUGCAAACGUGAAUGGCGUACAUAUAGCUGCUAUUGACGCCAUUCACGUUUACAGUUGGGCCUCUGGACGUAGGCGGAUGGCACAAACUGAUGUAGGCGACAAUAAGGACCAGCAGGUGGCUACUCUCGAAGAGGCAGAGAGUGGGCAUAGAUCGAGCGUGGCCACCAAUGACUGGGAAGGAAUCCUAUUGCGUCACACGAACCAGCUUCAUCUCAGUUUCAUCCAUCGGCUCGUUAACACUGCUCGUGCAAUUUGUGGUGCUAUUGAAGAUUUUUCAAGGACGUCGGAAACGUCUUCUGUAGAAUGUUAA